Molecule: messenger RNA, 1443 nt
Organism: Penicillium verhagenii
Lineage: Eukaryota; Fungi; Ascomycota; Eurotiomycetes; Eurotiales; Aspergillaceae
Product: class-II fumarase/aspartase family protein
Exons: 2
Coding region: 1-1443 (480 amino acids)
Molecular function (GO): catalytic activity
Source: RefSeq, a predicted model, not a curated record
AUGUCGAUUUUCAUACGUCUCGUUCGUCCUUUAUCGCGGGUGGCGGCUCGGCCCAUCGUUUCCGUCACUGCUACCGCUGGGCGGAGGUCAAUUGGCUCCGUUAGUGCAAUUGAUUCAAGCAUCUUCCGUACUUUAUUCGGCACCGAAGAAAUCCGGAAAGUCUUCGACGAUGAAGCAUACAUACGCCGCUGCGUGGAUGCUGAAGCCGCGUUGGCUCGAGCGCAGUCACAGUGCGACGUGAUCCCAUCUGAAAUCGGAACCUUGGUGACACAACGGGUACAAGAAUCAAACCUGGAUUUCGAGCGACUGCGCCACGAAACGGAAAUCGUCGGUUACCCAAUCCUACCGCUCGUACGUCAACUGUCGGAUAUUUGUGGCGAGGAAGCUGGCAGGUAUGUGCACUGGGGUGCCACGACGCAGGAUAUCAUGGAUAUCGCCAGCGUGCUACAGAUGAAGGAGGGUCUGAGUAUCGUCGAGGGACUUCUGAGGGACGUGAUUAAAUCCCUGCGGGAACUGUCUGAGAAAUACAAGGACACUCCCAUGGCUGGGCGAACCCAUUUACAGCAUGCGUUGCCCGUGACGUUCGGAUACAAAUGUGCUGUGUGGCUAUCUGGUUUCCAGCGACAUUUGGAGCGACUGGAGCAGCUUCGCGACCGGACUUUGAUGGUGCAAUUUGGCGGUGCAGCAGGCUCGCUUGCAUCUCUGGGAAAUGGCGACGACGGCCUUCGCGUGCGCAAGGCGUUGGCGAAAGAACUCGGUCUUACCGAUCCGUCCAUUACUUGGCACGUUGCACGCGACGGAGUAGCUGAGAUUGCGAAUUUCCUUGCUCUGGUUGGUGGCUCGAUGGGAAAGGUAGCACUGGAUAUCAUCAUCAUGUCCUCGAACGAGCUGAGCGAGGUAGCUGAGCCCUUCGUGCCACACCGGGGAGCAUCGUCAACCAUGCCUCAAAAGCGUAACCCGAUAUCCAGCGAGGUCAUCCUAGCUGCGUCCAAAAUCCUCAGGUCAAAUGCUGGCCUCGUUCUUGAUGGUAUGGUGGCUGACUUUGAACGCGCAUCUGGUCCUUGGCACUUGGAGUGGGUUGCUGUGCCAGAAAGCUUUGUUCUCGCCGUUGGAGCCUUGUCUCAAACCCAUUUCGCGCUCUCUGGUCUCUCGGUUAAUACCAAGCAGAUGUUGGAGAAUCUUCACUCCACUAAGGGAUUGAUCGUGGCUGAGGCUGUGAUGAUGGGCAUGGCGCCAUAUGUUGGUCGCCAACGGGCGCAUGAUAUUGUGUACGAGGCGUGCCGGGAAAGCAUUGAGAAGGAACGGACGUUGCUCGAAUGCCUAUUGGAGAAGGAGGAAGUUACUGCGAAGAUGAAUGAGCAGCGCUUGAGCGAGCUUUGCGACCCGGUAAAUUACUUGGGUGCUUCAUCACGUAUGGUAGAUGAUGUCUUGGCAGUCAAUUAG